Molecule: messenger RNA, 2588 nt
Organism: Saccostrea echinata
Lineage: Eukaryota; Metazoa; Mollusca; Bivalvia; Ostreida; Ostreidae
Exons: 3
Coding region: 109-735 (208 amino acids)
Source: RefSeq, a predicted model, not a curated record
CCAAGUUGUCUUUCUUGCAAUUUAAAAACAAAAUGGCCGUGGACAGGUGCGUCCAGGUAGACUAAUAGUAAUAAUAAUUUGCUGCUGAAUUUCUUUGAUUUCAAUACAAUGGAGUUGAAAGUUCUUUACGCAAUAACUUUGUUAUUUUUUGGUUACCCUCUCUCCGCAGCUUUAAUGUGUUCCCAGUGUUAUUCAAUGACAGUAAGAAAUCAAAGUAACAUGGACCCCUUGUUCAAUUCUGUGGCACCGAGUCUCUUUAGUCCCCAGUGUGGGGCGGCCUACCACAGUGCAAUUUCCACCACACCGCAGCCAAUGGUCGUCUCAAACCAGCAGCCAGUCCUGCCGACCACUUGUCAAAUCACUGCAGUGGCGGGAACUAACACUGAGAUUCGAUGUGGUUUUUACAAAGGUUUUAUUGAUGUUACCACCCAUAAUGGAGAGGGUAAAGCAUCGUUAAGUGUUUUUUCGAUGACCUGCUUCAAUGUGGAUGUAAAUGUAGAAUGGCCUUGUAAGGUUAGAGAGUUCCCAGUGCCUGGAGAUACUCGUCACUUUGAUCUCAUCUUACAGAACAAAUUUAGAAAUUUACUGAAACUGACCAGAUUUGUUGGCAGUGUGUGCUACUGUCAUCGAGCAGAUUGUACCGACGCAAUUAAUGGCAGCUCCGCAACAAUUCCAUCAAUUGCUUUCACCUUGCUAUUGAGUUUUCUAGUUCUCUUUAGGAAAUUUUAUAUUUGAUUUUGAUUUUUUUUCACACUUUCAUUGAAAAAAUAUGUUGACUUUUUUUUUUAAUUAAAAAAUGCUUUUAUUGCAAACUUCAAAUUUUAAAAGUUUACUUUUUAUCAUUUAUUAAUUACAUUGUGUCACAAUCAUGAGUGACCAAAAGCUGCAAGUACAUGUACUUUUCCCUUCUGAGUAAUUACCUAAUAACUUGUACAUGUAUUCUUAAUUAUACCCCAUAACUUGUAUUCUUAAUUACCAAUAACUUGUAUAAAAUACAGAAUGAUGCUGGUGAUGCUGGAAAGAAUUAUAUGUAAGAAGUGGGUUAAACAAUUCUACAAAAUAUUUGACAGAAUGUUGAAUUUUUUUUCCGUAUUUGGGCAUUUACAUUGUAAUCUCAAGAGUUUGUAUUGUGUGGUAGUCAAUAUCAAGGAUAUUUUAUUACUACUAUCAGAGGAAGACUUUAAGAUAUAUGGUAUGGUUUUUGAGUACACCUUGUGUAAUUUUAUACAUACAUGUAUAUAAUUUUUAGCUCACCUGAGCUGAAAGCUCAAGUGAGCUUUUCUGAUCACAUUUUGUCUGUACUCCUUUUGUCUGUAUGUCCGCCCAUCUGUAAACUUUUCACAUUUCCAACUUCUUCUCCAGAACCACUAGGCCAAUUUUAACAAAACUUGCCACAAAGCACCCUUGGGUGAAGGGGAUUCAAGUUUGUUCAAAUGAAGGGCCACACCCUCAUUCAAGGGGAGAUAAUUCAGAAAUAGUGAAAAUUUGGCGGCAAAUUUUAAAAAUCUUCUUCUCCAGAACCAGUGGCCCAAAAACGUUGAAACUUAUAGGAAACCUUUGUUAUAUAGUGUAGAUUCAAGUUUGUUCAAAUCAUGACCCCUGGGUAGGGUGGGGCCACAAUGGGGGAUCAAAGUUUUGCAUAGAAAUAUAUAGGAAAAAAUCUUUAAAAAUCUUCUUCUCAAGAACAGCAAAACAUUGUUUAGUCAUAUUGAUAUGUAAGCAUCCUCAGAUAGUGUAGAUUUAAGUUUGUUCAAAUCAUGCCCCCGGGGGCUAGGGUGGGGCCACAAGGGGGGUUCAAAGUUUUACAAAGGAAUAUAUAGGAAAAAACUUUAAAAAUCUUCUUCUCAAGAAAAGCAAAGCCUUGUUUAGUCAUAUUGAUAUGUAAGGAUCCUCAGGUAGUAAAGUUUCAAAUUUGUUCAAAUCAUGACCCCGGGGGUAGGGUGGGGUCAUAAUGGGGGAUCUAAGUUUUACAUAGGAAUAUAAAGGAUAAAAUCUUUGUCUCAAGAACAGCAAAGCCAUGUUUAGUCAUAUUGAUAUGGAAGCAUCAUCGGUUAGUGUAGAUUAAAUUUUGUUCCACUGAUUACCCCUGGGGGUAGGUAGGGGCCACAAUCGGGUAUCAAAUUUUAACAAAGGAAUAUAUAGGAAAAAAAAUCUUUAAAAAUCUUCUACUCAAGAACAGCAAAGCCAUUUGUUAUAUUGAUAUGGAAGCAUCCUCAGGUAGUUUAAAAUUCAAGCCCCCCCCCCCCCCCUUUAAACUUUUCAAUACUGAAUUGAUUUGUGCUUUUUCUUAGCCAUUGUGUUCUGGUGAGCGAUGUGGCCUAUGGGCCUCUUGUUAGCAUUUGUAUGUGCCAUGUAUUAGUAAAAUAUUGGACAUUCUUCUUAAUGUUUCCUACCUUGUUCUUGGUGAAUACUCGGUAAUUUAAUAUUUUAUGCAGUUUUACAAUGUCAUUCUUUUAUUUUUAUCAGAGUUAUAUCAAUUUUACAAGUCGUUACCUUAUGAAUCUUAUCAAAUCGUAUUAUGCAAAUGUUUUGAUUACAUUAUUAUACCUUGACUAUACCUUGACUCAGAAUAAAAAUGUUUUAAGAUA